Diprion similis is the source of this 803-nucleotide messenger RNA. RefSeq lists its product as uncharacterized. Lineage: Eukaryota; Metazoa; Arthropoda; Insecta; Hymenoptera; Diprionidae. The record is from RefSeq and is a predicted model, not a curated record. The transcript has 2 exons. The coding region runs from base 16 to 528 and encodes 170 amino acids.
AAAGAAUAAAAAAAAAUGUCCGAAACCAGGAAGCUAAUUUUAGUGCUUUUCUUCGUCGGAAUCCUUUUUCAUUUCUCCGAGCAAAAACCAGCAGCUGCGGAAACCUCGACCACCACCGAUUCCACGCCUUUUCAUCCCGCAGGAGAAUCGGAAACCGAUUCGUCGAGCGAAAAAACUGCGAAAAAUUCCUCGGACAUUCACCGAAAAUUCGUGCCCCCUGUAUCAGAAGACAUUCCUUUCGAUCCAAGCUUGAUUUUGGCCCGAUCAGUUAGGGACCUGGGAGAUUCAAUGGAUUCAAAGUUUGUUCCGGAAAGAAACGAACACUUUGGAAUGCCCGAGGAUGCCGAUAAAACCCUCAGGAGGCUGGCUAGAAGCGCAGAACAGGAUCUGGAUGCUGCAGAGGACGGAUUCGUAAUCAGGCCACUUUUUAAAUACCGGCAGGAGCAAAGAAGAUCAGAAGCCAGGCGAUAUCGAAGCAGGGAUUCCGGCAAUUAUUAUCCGAGAUAUCCGAUAUUUCCGGGAAAAUAAAUUCCUGCAUGAUUACAGUUACGUUGUUUUGAGUAUAGUUUUAUUGUACCGUUUUAAAUAGAUUAUGACAUGUUAAUGUGCACACGAUUGUGAAUUCGAACCAGUCGUACGAUUACGCCGUGAAAUGAUUGGAUUAUCAUUUCUGAUCAUUGAAAUCAUAACACGUGGAUGGGCUAUGCGAUUUAAUUGUAAAUAUUGUAAAUAUUAUAUUUGGGUAUAAUAAGGCUGAUUUUGUAAUACAUGCGAAUAAAACAGUUCGAAACUAGAUUAUAUAA